AUGAACAAGUAUGAAGUGAUGGGAGUGGUUGGAGAAGGUAAAAUUUACUUAGGCGCUUAUGGAGUCGUACUAAAAUGCAGAAAUAAAGAGACAGGUGAAAUCGUCGCAAUUAAAAAAUUCAAAGACUCUGAAGAAGAUGAAACAGUUCGCAAAACCACGAUCCGCGAGGUAAAAAUCCUCCGAAUGUUAAAGCAUGAAAACAUUGUACAGCUGAAAGAAGCUUUCCGUAGAAAAGGCAAGCUAUACCUUGUGUUCGAGUACGUUGACAGGAAUUUACUGGAAAUUUUAGAAGACAACGCUGGAGGACUGGAUGUAACUUUUACCUUACUCCCCUUCCACAAGUGAGCAAAAAAUUUUUAUUUUAAAUUCAUACCAGGAAGCAUUUAAAAGUGACAUGCCAAAAAAUGGUGGCAAGUGUGAAAAUGUUGCAAGUAAACGCUCUAAUUUUUAAAAUGGUCUUAUUAUUAAAUUAAUUUAAAAUUAAAAAUACCCAAUUAGACUGGGAUUGAUUAUCGAUGAAAAAAGACAAGAAAUAAAUUCUAUAAUAUUUUUUUUUAAAAUUGUAAAAAAUUAAUUUAAAUUAUGUUUUAAAAUGCAAUUGGUUAAAAUUAAACAGAAUUAGGUAGAGAUUUAAUUAUAAUAAUUAACACUAACAUAUCAAAAUUUUUUUGUUCGCUCACAGAGGGCAGGUUUUUACCGAAAGAUAGGAAAUUUCCCAAUGGGAGUUAGAUAAAUACAAUACGAUCCUAUACAAUAUUAUAAAUUAAAUGCUAUAUAAUACUAAUAAUGAUAAAAUCCCUAUUUCUAUAUAAAAUUAGAGAAUUUAUCCCUAUAAGUUAAUAAGAUUAACCCUCUCAAGAAUAUUUACCAGCUUUGCAAGUCAAUAGAAUAUUGCCACAGAAACGAAGUGAUACAUAGGGAUAUCAAACCAGAAAAUUUGCUAAUUUCAGCGUAAGUUUUAUAUAGAAACCAAACAUUGAAACUAUGCGACUUCGGAUUUGCAAGAACUCAGCCUCAGAAAGGAGGGGUGCUGACUGACUAUGUAGCUACUAGAUGGUACAGGUCGCCAGAACUUCUGUUAGGAGGCAGUGAAUAUGGCAGACCUGUCGAUAUGUGGGCUAUAGGCUGCAUAAUGGGAGAGCUUACUGAUGGCCAGCCUCUAUUUCCAGGGGAAAACGAAGUAGACCAGCUAUAUUUAAUUCAGAAAAUGCUUGGCUCUCUUACUAGUGAGCAGCAAGAAAUUUUCCAAAAAAAUCCUAGAUUUAUAGGUUUAAAGUUCCCUGAAAUUUCAAGAAUUGAGACACUUGAAAGAAGAUACAUGGGAAACUUACUCCCCGCUCAUUUUAUUAUAAAAUCUUUAAAAGUUCAAUAGAGUUAAUUAGAUAUUUUUAUAAAAACUAUCAAUAACAUAUACCCUAGAUCAAUAAUGGCUCGAUCAUCUCUAUCCUCAUCCUAAUCGCUGGUAGUUUCAUUUGAAAUAAAAGGGAAAAAUAAAAAUCUAAGUCCAUCAAAAUGAAUUUGACAUUUCAAAUUAACUUUGGUAGUUUAACCCUAAUGAAACAAAUCAUGGAGUAGAGGAGCCAAAAUAAUCUCUAUCAUCAAUUAUAUAUGAAAUUUUUGGCGAAUUAGGAUGAUGGAUUUUUCUAUAAGCAUAUAGAUAUUCUAAUGGGUUUGCUCGAUAAUGAAAGGAACUUAACAAAUUAGCAUUGGAUUUUAUGGAAGGACUCUUAAGAAUGGACCCAAAUGAUAGAAUGAGUGCUGCUGAAUCUCUACAGCAUCCAUUUUUUGGAGACUUAAGAGAAGACAUUGAUGAAAGGCCAUUUACUUCAUUAGUCUCCAGAAACGAGUCAAAUAAAGCAAGAGGACGCCCAGGCAUUGGUGUUUAUCCUCAGCAAAACUUUUCCAGCCACCUAGCAGCAGCUUCCUCAAUUGCCUCAAAACUGAAAAACCAGCCAAAUGUAGGGACAAAUGUUACCCCAACUGACAGCCGUCGUGCCAAUAUAAAGCUUAAAGAUGAUCAGUCAUCAUCUCCUCCUCCACAUUAUAAAGAUCCUUAUCAUUCAGGUUCAGUCCCUCCAGGGCUUGAUCCUAAUAAAUUUGAUCUCAAAACCCUUCGGGGAACCCAAAAUAAGGACAGCCAAAGAUCCAAGACAAGGGCUUCUCCAUUUAUUUCAGAUCCUAAUGAAUUUGAUAUGCCAAUUACUACAAAUCAAAGCAAUGAGUCCGAAAUAAAGCUGGAAAGGCAGAGAAGUAAGGAUGGAAUUAAAUAUGGAUAUCCACAGCCAAACCCACAGGCUAGGAAUAAGAAAAAAAGUGAAGAGCCGAUGUUUAAUAUAAAUGAAGAAGAAGAUACAAAAUCAAGCCCAAAAAUAAAAAACCACAAUAAGAAAAAAAUUACUACCAAACCUGUGUACUCUCAUGAAAUUUCUUAUGAAAAUCCAAUGCAGAGAGGACAAAGUCGAGGCUUAUUUGCGAGAGCCAGUCUAUUUCCAAAGCAAAUUCCUGAAAUACCUCACGCAGUUAAUGAAUCCGGCGAUUUCUCAAAUCAUCAGUCAGCUAGACAGCUUCCAAAUAUUCAUAAUAAUUACCAAUAUGCAGAUCUUAUGAAAAGACCUGACAAAGGCCAAAAAUACCCAGGCUAUGAGGACCCUGAAAUGGGUGGAGGUCCUCAGUUUAUUGCUCCUUUCCAAGGCUACGCUGAGGAUGGCUAUAACUUUGCUAACCCUCACUUUUAUGAAGCUUUUUAAGAUAGAAAAUUUAAAUAUUUUUUAUAUUUAAUUUAUAAUUAUAAUUUAAAAACUUUCUAUAAAAUUAAUAUUUUAAAACCUUAAAUUUAAUUAUAUUAGGGAUGAUGAACUGCAAGGGGCAUUUUUGCUCGCCGCAAGCCAACUUCUCCGUGCAGUUCAUCCUCCCUGACUAUAAAAUAUCCCUUUUUUACUAAUAGCCAACAAUUUUUUGGUUAUACAUUGUAGGAAGUAAGCAAAAUAAAGUUUAUAGCUAUGAAUAUAACGCAAGAGCUAGAUAA
This is a messenger RNA of Blepharisma stoltei, 3025 nucleotides long. Lineage: Eukaryota; Ciliophora; Heterotrichea; Heterotrichida; Blepharismidae. The record is from the annotation of a GenBank genome assembly.